AAAGGAAAGUGGCAACAAGACAGAAGCUGGUGCGGUGGUGCAGUUUCUUCUUAGAAACGAAGAUCAACAAGAAGACUGUCGGGAGUUCGUUCAAGGAAUAACAGAGGAAAAGGUGCUAAUUUACGUGUUUUGAUGCGGUGCACAGCUGAUUUCAGAGGAAAAGGGUGCAAUGCUCGUUGGGGAAGGGGGAUGCAAGUGUUCAAUACUUGGUGAAUUAUUGGUGCUAGUGAAGGUCGUGGGUUAGUUUAACAGUGGUGGUUGUGUUGUGAAAGUUAAGCUUUGGUGUAUUAUUUUAUAGCCGUGAUCAAUUGCUGUUUCGUCUCGUUGCUACGAUCACUUACACUCCUCAAUUCACCCUCCAAAAUAACGAAUCUCGUGUGGUGCUUGCAGUCGGUCAUCGUAACAGAGGCGGCUUUUUUGUCAGCCCACCACCAGCACCAUAACCGACAAUAGACAAAACAGAAAACAUCAUCCACAAAAGAAAGAGAGUGUGAGCGAGCCGGAGCUGAGCCACAUCCUGCUUCACGCUCGCGAGCUGCCAGCGCAACCAACGACCAGUUUUCGUUCGCGAGACUAGAAGUGAGAGAGAAGCUUAUGCGCUGACCACAGACUUCGGGGCUCGGUUGGUCGGUUAGUUGCGUUUCGGCCACCGUCCGGCUUGCAUCGUUUUCUCUUGGAACUCUUGGAAGGGUGUUUGUGAUGGUGCAACUGGGGAAAAGUGACUUGGGUGUUGUGCUUCUAUUGUAAUCUAUUGUAAUUUUAAUUACUUUUUUAACUAAUCUCUAUUAUAGUAAGUUGCUAUUCUGUAAAAAUCAAUUACUAAAAUUAGUGAAAUCUUGAAAAGCUAUGUUGUGACUCAAAUGAAUGAAACGAAGAAAAAUUAUCAAUGAACGCAUGAUUUUGAUUUCUAUAAAUUCGUAAAUACAAGUGUGCACCGUGCCAUAAUUAUUCCUGUUGAUUCGGCAAAAAAGAAGUAAACAAGAAAAAACAAUCUCUGGAAGUGUCUGAUCGUAUAAGAGAGCCCAUCGGCACCAUAUCAGCUGAGCGUGUAUUUAUUUCGAAGCUUAUAUAGUUAGUGUAAAGCAACUGACAGCAAGUCGGAACAAGAAGAAGACGACGAAGAAGCAGUAAUAAAACAAUUCAACAAAAAGCACGAGAAGCAAAAGUGGGAAAAACGUAACAAGAACAUACCCACUCCCAGCUGAGCUGCGACUUCCGGCGUAGAGCCAUGGUGCUGGUGCUCAAUGGCGUCCUGCAGGACGAGUGCCCCAUGGACACACACUCGCUGUUUGUGCAGCAUCCGGUUUACCGGGAAACGGCCACACAGUUCCUGUCGAUUCCGACGAAAACGGUCGGUGCUCCAGGACUUUUGUACGUUUGCCAGCGGGAACUGGCCGCGGUGGCACCACACGACAAAAAUGUCAACAUUAUCGGAUCCGAUGAUGCGACCACGUGCGUGAUUGUGGUUGUGCGGCAUUCAGGUUCCGGUGCGGUGGCCCUCGCCCACCUGGACGGGAACGGCACCGACGAAGCCGUUUCCACGAUGGUUGCCCGCGUUCAGGAGCUCGCCUUCGGUUAUCCGGAAGGACGCAUUGAACUGCAGUUGAUCGGGGGCUUCAAGGACACCCAGGGCUACGCGGAGGACCUCUUCAGUAACAUUAUGCAGUCCUUCCACAAGCACCCGCUCGAGAUCGACCUAACGCAAGCCUGCGUCGGCGAGCUCAACACCAUCCUGCGCGGUGACAUCAACUGGCCCAUCAUCUACGGCAUCGGCGUGAACGUCAAGACGGGCGAAAUCUUCCCGGCCACCUUCCCGGACAAGGGCCCCGAUCUGCAGCUGCGCAUGGCCCGCCACUUUACCGGCGGCCAUCAGCAUCGAUUCCAGGUGCUGGACGUGUACGACUCCACCGUUGGGAUGCUCCGGAUCGGACCGUUCAACUACGACCCGCUGCGCGGCGUCGAUUUGUGGCUGUCGCAAAGUGACGAGUUCAUUCUGCAGCAUUUAUCGACGAGCCCCGACGUGGAGCCACCCCACUUUGCUAUGCAAGUUCGUGCCACACUGAGAUACAUUCAGGACAACCCGUUCCCGGCGGUGACCGUGUUCCGGAACAACAACCCGCACUACUUCCGCCGGGACGAAAACACAGGCUGCUGGUCUCCGGUGCGGUUUUAGGAAGAAAUAAGAGAAAGCACACAUUUGAUUCCUUUUAGAAGAUUUUUUACAAACCCCUAAACAAUAUCUGUUCAGUGAAUGACCUAUUUAACGUCUGGUUGAGUUAUUUAAGCUUAGUUUUCCUCCCACUUUUUUAUUGCAACGGUUGUUUAACAUAUAUCUACUCCAGGAAGAGUUUCUCCACAAUUGUCCACUUGACGUACUAAUUUAUACAUAUUUGUUAACCAAGUUAAUUCAGACCCGCAAAUUCGUUCUUUACGCCGUGACGAAUCUUAGAGAAUAUCGAUUUCAGAGAAGAAGACAAAAAAAAGACAAAUUAGUUGAAGCUAAUGCAGAAGGUUGUACAGAAUUCGGUUUUAUAGAGCUCGUUAAAUUAAAUUAAUCUGCCCAGCUAAAGUUGAUUGUAAUAAAAUUUGCGAAAAAUGUCAA
Messenger RNA from Culex pipiens pallens (northern house mosquito), 2602 nucleotides. RefSeq names its product protein N-terminal asparagine amidohydrolase (gene Ntan1). Gene Ontology annotation, molecular function: protein-N-terminal asparagine amidohydrolase activity. The coding region runs from base 1229 to 2173 and encodes 314 amino acids. The transcript has 8 exons. The record is from RefSeq and is a predicted model, not a curated record. NCBI's taxonomy places the organism in Eukaryota, Metazoa, Arthropoda, Insecta, Diptera, Culicidae. Gene Ontology annotation, cellular component: nucleus. Gene Ontology annotation, biological process: ubiquitin-dependent protein catabolic process.